AUGCAUUUCGUUUCACUGGCAACUGUUGCUGCCCUGCCUGUUCUGGCCUGCGCAGGCGUUCUCCAUGGAUACAGCCGCGGGCAUGUCGCCCGCAGCUACACCUCAGCCUCUGCCACAUCAAGGCACAUUCCAACCCCGUACGUCCGUAUGAGCGUCGCCAGUCCACUUCCCAAAGUUGGAGAAGAAACUCAAUCCGGCAACUGGACCACGGCGAUAUGUGACAAUACUAUCGAUGAUGCGACCCAAGACCCUCAGAGCCGGUGGAAUGCUGCUGGAGGUCCCGGUGCGUUGACCGACGUGGUGAACGCAUGGUUAAGUGAGGGCAGCUCAAGCAAUCUGAAUUUUCCAGAGUUUGUUAGCUACUACUUCGCUGGCCCGGACAACUGGAACUGCCAGGACAUUUCCAAUAUCCCCUGUUCGACUGUGGUCACCUGCAACGAUGUCAAUCACCCAGCUGGGUGA
Penicillium canariense is the source of this 462-nucleotide messenger RNA. RefSeq lists its product as uncharacterized. Lineage: Eukaryota; Fungi; Ascomycota; Eurotiomycetes; Eurotiales; Aspergillaceae. The transcript has a single exon. The coding region runs from base 1 to 462 and encodes 153 amino acids. The record is from RefSeq and is a predicted model, not a curated record.